Pimephales promelas (fathead minnow) is the source of this 1544-nucleotide messenger RNA. It is a transcript of the gene fam89a, whose product is annotated as family with sequence similarity 89 member A. Lineage: Eukaryota; Metazoa; Chordata; Actinopteri; Cypriniformes; Leuciscidae. The record is from RefSeq and is a predicted model, not a curated record.
GUCUCUUUAAAGCGAACGGAAGUGCGGACUCCAGCAGCCCGACAGAUUAUAGGUGUUGUUCGGAGCGGUGCCUGUUACAUGGGUUUUUCGACGUCAAGGUGUAAAGGUCUUUAAGAAAACCAUCAUAUGCCGUUACUGUACCCUCGACCGUAAGCAGAGCGUGUUAUUGGUGAAUGUUAGUAUGAAUGGUAAGGUUGGGAAUGGAGCAGCGGGCGGUGUGCUGGCCUGUAUUGAGGGUCUGCCGCCUCUGCCCAAGAGCCUGAGCGGACUCCUGAACUCCAGCGGCGGCUCGUGGAGGGACAUGGAGAGGAUGUAUGUGAAGAAGACCAUGAUUCAGGACGACCUGAGUCGAGGAAGGAAUAACACGGACAGUCUUCUGGCGAAUAAACCAGCUAACCUGGAUGCCGCCCUGGCUUUGCUUAGAAAAGAGAUGGUGGGUUUGCGGCAGCAGGACAUGUCCCUGCUCUGUCAGCUCUGGUCCCUUCACGAGUCCAUCCAGGAGUACAAGGGCAGCUGCCAGGACCUCUCCGCCGUGUCCAGUGCCGACGGGCCGUACGGGAUGGAGAACGGCUAUUUCGACGAGGACGAGGAGUAUUACGCUGAAUCCGGUCUGACGCCAACCGAAACGCCAGAUGGAAAUGACACAUCUCCUAAAAACGGGACAUCCAAGGACAGCUGGAUACAUGACUCGUUCCAUAUCACAAUAUAAAAGGCUUGACUGUUGUUAUUUAAUUUUCUUCUUGUUGAUGGAAAACAAGCUGUGCCAUAAUUUUGUUUGCUGGCGUUUAGUUUUACAGCAGACGUUCUAGAUGAAAUCUAAACGAUUAUUAUUUAUUGUAUAAUAUACAACAUAGUAUUUUUUCGUUCUUCCUGAUUUAAUCCACGUCGGAUGUUUUAUAAGAUCGUUUUUAUAAGGGGAGAAGCAUAUCAUUUCAUAAUGAUGUUUACAGUAAAUCAACUUCUGUUGGGGGAUUUAUAGCCGUCGGUUUGGCGCUUCACCCCUUCCGGAUUUCGAAAAGUCUUAUUUCUCGCUGAGCAGUCGCUCGCUGGGUGCUUACAGGAAACAGGGGUUUGUUUUUAUCGAAAAUAUGAAUUUUUAAUAAAGUGCUACCUAUUCUUCGCUGAAAUGUAGUCCACGAUAUAACCAGCACUAAGAGCUUGUGACAGCGUCACCAAAACCAAACUCAAAUCUUCCAGUUUGCUAGUGUAUCGCGUAACUCGUUAUGAACAUACCUAUAUACUGUAUAAGUCAAUCAAUAACCAGCUCCAUAACAUUUCCUUCCCAAUUUCUGUAAACCUAUGCUAGAUCAUGUCUUGUAGAUGUUUUAUUUAUUUCCUUAUGAUUGCUGCUUGGAUUCAGUCUUCCAUUGGAGAAUCAUCGCAUAAGUGUCAUGUGACGUAAAGUACAUGAGGUCACCUGUAUUCGAAAUGUGGUUUUAGCAAGUGCAUAUGGCCACCAAUCCACCAAACUUUAUCCAUAUUGUGAAUGUUAUCAUAGCAUGCCAUAAUGUAAGCAUUUUCUUGAUGUGUGUGUGAAUCGAAUG